Molecule: messenger RNA, 1532 nt
Organism: Oreochromis aureus
Lineage: Eukaryota; Metazoa; Chordata; Actinopteri; Cichliformes; Cichlidae
Gene: dpm2
Product: dolichyl-phosphate mannosyltransferase subunit 2, regulatory
Exons: 4
Coding region: 122-373 (83 amino acids)
Biological process (GO): GPI anchor biosynthetic process
Cellular component (GO): dolichol-phosphate-mannose synthase complex; endoplasmic reticulum membrane
Molecular function (GO): enzyme regulator activity
Source: RefSeq, a predicted model, not a curated record
GAAGAACCACGAGAGGGCAUCAGAGACCAUUAGAUGAAUCGUAUCAACCGGAUUACUCAACAGGAAGAAGAGCACCAGGCUACGUCAGCAAAUAACAACAUUACCUUUUUGUGGAUGAGAAAUGGCUACUGGAGUGGAUCAAGCCGCUGGCAUGAGUCUUGUUGUCUUCAGCCUCGUGCUGUUCACGUACUACUCUGUCUGGGUCAUCGUCCUGCCUUUCGUCGACAGCGAUCACUUCCUGCACAAGUAUUUUCUUCCUCGGGAGUACUCAGUCAUUCUGCCUGGAAUCGCAGCAGUAAUACUGCUCAUCUGUAUAGGAGCCUUCACCGUUGUUGUCAUGUGGAAGAAUCGCAAGCCAAAAAAAGUGGACUAAUGUCAUAAAACAUCAACCAAAAUCCAGCCCUAUUUUGUAAUAAAUACUCCUCAUGAUCACUUUUACAAGUAUUUUUGUUCAGAGGAAAGCACUGAAAGAAACUCAUUGAAGAACGGAAGCUUCAAGAUUUUUGCCUUGUCCUUUAGAAAAUGCGACCUAAUCUUCAUCUCAUAGUAUAACACCCGUAGUUCUUUGCGUUAUUGAGAAGCCUUUGUGCUAACAACUUCUCUCAAGACCAUCUGGAAGUUUCUCGACAUUUUUAAGUUAUUGCUGCGUGGACAAAUGAGACAAAAAAAUUAUGUUUGGAGGGAAAAAGGCACCAAAACUGCAUCAUGACUGUGAAGCAAGGUGGAGGGUGGAGCCACGUGGAGGUCCUGGACACCUUACACUCAGUGAGAGAUCAAUGGUUAUAAAACUUUACAAAGACGUUUUCAAGGGAACAUCAAAGCAGGAGUUCAUGAGCAAAAGCUUUUGAGAGGUGGGGUGAUGCAAUAACUCAAAGACACCAAUGAAUAAAGUCCAGGGAUGUUGUGGUAGGACCUGAAAGGGGCUGUUUGGUAGGAGGAAUUGUUCAGAAUUCCUCUUCAUCUUUUUGCAAGUCUCAUACGAAGUUACAGGAAAUGUCAAAGUCCUUAUAGAAGCAAUGCUGACCCCUCAGCAGCUGCCCUGAAGCACCUUCGAGCACUUACUUGGGCAAAAAUUGAAAUAAAGUUUAAAAAGACGACCUUUUAAUCUGUUGAUUUGUAUUUCUGGGUACAGUUUUCCAUUGUUUUUGUCAUGUUCCUGAACACAAGUUUUCAUCUGUCUACCAGUAUAUGUACUUAUAUGUACAAAAUUAUUAUUUUCACUUAAAAGUUGGAAAAGUCUGCAUGUGGAGGCUGGAGCAGUAGGUGGUAGAGCUGCUCACACACACUCAAGUUUGAGUCCCACAUGUGACAGAUUUUACAGUUAACUUUAAAUAUUUAAAUGAUUUAAAAUGCAUUCAUUAUCAUUUGGAACCACUUGGUUUAGGUUAGAAAAAAGGUCACCGCUUCCGUUUCUUUGAGGUUCAUUGACAAUGCCAUGAGACCAUGCUGCUCUGUCGUAAUGAGAAAUUUUGAUGGAGGAUGUUGUUGCUAAACAAGCAGUAAUUGUGUUUAAUAAAAACUUGAACAACACA